Messenger RNA from Pelobates fuscus (common spadefoot toad), 1034 nucleotides. RefSeq names its product homeobox protein TGIF2-like. Gene Ontology annotation, biological process: regulation of transcription by RNA polymerase II. Lineage: Eukaryota; Metazoa; Chordata; Amphibia; Anura; Pelobatidae. Gene Ontology annotation, molecular function: RNA polymerase II cis-regulatory region sequence-specific DNA binding. The record is from RefSeq and is a predicted model, not a curated record. The transcript is spliced from 4 exons. The coding region runs from base 188 to 976 and encodes 262 amino acids.
AAUUGUGGAGUUUCUAACAGCCUACAAGAAUGUCUGAAGAUUUGUAACCUGUCAUUGAGGGUCCAUCACACAACAGCAAGUGAAAAAAAAAUGGAUCCCUGUAUUGCAAGACCACGUAAUCAAGCUGAGCUUCCCUGCUACCAGUCUGAGAAUUUAAUUAUUCUUCAUUAUUGCUACCAUAACAGCAAUGGAACCCAUCCUUGCAAAACCAGAAUCCAUGUAUGUUGAAGAAAUUGGUGAUCGAAAAGUCCGUAAGAAUCUGUCCCCACAAUCGGUUGAUAUUUUAAAGGGCUGGCUCGCAGAGCAUUGCCUACACCCCUACCCAAAUGACAGAGAGAAGGUAGAGCUGGCUGAGGCAACCGGUUUAACACUCACUCAAAUAUCUAACUGGCUAAUUAAUGCAAGAAGGCGGAAACUGCACAAAAUUUUAUUAGAAAAGGGCAUUGCGCCAGGUUCGUCUGCCUCAACACCAAAGGGAAACAGGAAAAAGAUUCCUCCACACAACCCAAAAUUAAGUGUAAGGGUUGACCCAGCUUCUCCUUCUCCUCCCCCCACGAACAUUAUUGCUGCAGUGCCGGUGUCCUAUACAGUAUUCCCACCCCUUGCUCUGCUAUCCAGGAUUGGCCAUGAUCUCCUGCAGGGUUCUGCAGAAGAAGGUGGCCAGUCCAGGUUGACAUUUCAACCAGUCCUGAGCCAUCCUGCAGAGGUUUUAAGCCCACCACCUGUGCUUGCUGCAGCCCAAGAGAUUGAACUAGAGGCAUGCCCGCUAUCUGUGCUUGCUGCAGCCCAAGAGAUUGAACUGGAGGCAUGCCCGCUAUCUGUGCUUGCUGCAGCCCAAGAGAAUGAACUAGAGGAACAAAUGAGCAUGUUGCAAAUCCUGGCUGAGGUGGCAUGCCAACGAAAGGAGGAAAUGGAGGCAGAGGCGGCUAAAAUGCGAGCAGCCUUUACACAAAUAAAAUUAACCCCCUGUUGCUAGACUUACUUAGUCCUGUACCUAAUCCUCUAUACCUGUUCUAAUGCACUUUAUUGGAAUA